GGGAUGGGAAGGAGGGAGGGAGGAGAGGCAGAGCUCAGAAGGGUGUGUUUUAUGUACCACUGCAGAAUCAGUGCAAGAAAAGACAAGAGAAAAAGGCUCAACUCAGUGGAUAGGAAAGACUAAAUUAAAGACACUGAGAGGAAGAGAAGCGUGACGAGGAGGAAACAAGAGAGAGAGGGGAUAAAAGAGAAGCAGUGACCAGAGGGAGAGACGUGACACCUGCAGAGCCGGAGCAGGGAUUGUGGACUUGACAGAGAGGCAGAGAGUCUCAUUCAGGACUUUGGACUGUGAAAGCAUCACACACACUCACACAUCAACUCCCAGUUGUUUACUGGUCUCCACUCUCCAGAGGGUCUGGGACGUCCCUGAAGUGUGUGUGUGUGUCUGGUUGGGUGCAUAAGCAGGGAGGGUGUGCGUGUGUGUUUUUAUGUGUUGAUGAGUGUGUGGGUGUCUUGCGUCACUUUUCAUGGGACAUUGAGAGAUGUGUGUGUCACAGCGUCGGUGGACAGGUUAUAGGGGGCCGUGCUCCCCCGCCCUCCCCCUGAUCCUCCUCCUCCUCCUCCCUCUGUCCUUCCUCUCCUCCACCCCUCCGCUCGCUCAUGGAGCCAUCCAAAUCCCCGAAAACUAUAAAGUGCAUAACAUGUCACAGCCGCCGAUCCUGACAGAGUUGCCGGAGUCGUACACAGCCUUCUCUCAAGAGGACAUCUCUCUGCCCUGUGAGGCGUCUGGUAACCCGACACCCACUUUCCGCUGGGUGAAGGACGGCGAGGUGUUCAGGUCGGAGCGUAAAGGAUCCGGGACGUUGCGAGCCCAAGAAAACGAGCCUCUCGACUCGUACGAAGGCCACUACCGCUGCUACGCCUCCAACACCCUGGGGACCGCCAUGACAAAAAUCAUAAAGGUCAUCGUGGAGGCUCAACCCGUUCUCCUAAAACAACAAAGAGACAUUGAGGAAGCUUUCGAGGGAGACAGCAUCAUCCUGCCCUGCAACCCUCCACACAGCUCAACUCCUCCACACAUCCACUGGAUGGACAAGGGGAUGAUGCACAUCAAGGAGAACGAAAGAGUGAUGGUCGGCCUGGAUGGGAAGUUGUACUUUUCUAAUCUUCUGAAGACCGACAGCAGAGACGACUACAUCUGCAACGCCCAGUAUGCAGCAGCCAUGACUAUUCUCUCUAGUACCGCUGUCACCCUCACCGUCAAGCCCAGUAAUGAUGUCGCUCAUGGUAGAAAACCCCACCUCUUCCAUCCAACUUCCUCCCACACCUCUAAGAUCGUCCUCAUGGGGGAAAGCGUCACCCUUGAAUGUAUCCCCAAAGGCCUACCCACUCCGAAGGUGGAAUGGAAAAAGAAGGACGGCAGCCUGGACGAAACAAGUGGCAAAGUGGUUUCCGAGUCUCAUGGCCGCUGGCUUCGUUUUGACAGCAUCACCCAGAAUGACGACGGGGAGUACGAGUGCAGGGCCUACAACGAGAUCGGCUCCACCUCACAUCCCUUCACUCUCACUGUGGACGCCGCUCCCUACUGGGUGAAGCAGCCUCCCAACCUGCUGUACUCUCCCGGGGAAACCGUGCGACUGGACUGUCAGGCUGAAGGCAUCCCGACGCCCACCAUCACCUGGAGCAUCAACGGCCAGCCAGUCUCAGAGGUGGACGCUGAUCCUCGUCGGAGCGUAUCAGGUGGCGUGUUGAUACUGAGGGACGUUGAGUUUGCUGACACCGCCGUGUAUCAGUGCGAGGCCAUCAACAAAUACGACUCCAUCCUCCUCAACACCUAUAUCUACGUCGUCGAGCUCCCUCCUCAGAUCCUGUCCUCUGAUGGAGUGGUGUACAGGGUCACUGAGGGCGGAGACAUCAAGCUGCACUGUGAAUCCUUCGGCUCGCCGCGGCCGCAUGUCACAUGGGAAGGUGAGGACAAGCCUCCUCUGCUGUCUGACCCUCGCGUCGCCCUGCUGACCAAUGGGACGAUCGAGCUGUCCAACGCCAGUCACAGUGACAGUGGAGAGUACACCUGCUCCAUUAAACACUCCAACAUCUCCAUCGCCGCUUACCUGGAAGUCUUCAAUCGAACAGUGAUACUGGCGAACCCGCAGGACGUGCGAGCGCUCAGGGGAACCAGCGCUCUGCUGGACUGUCGCUUCUACAAAGACCCUCAGCUGCUCGAGUACCAGAUUGUCUGGAAGAAAAACGGACAGAAACUGCAGGAGUCGUCACCAGAUGACAAGCACACUAUCUUUGAGAACGGCACCUUGAUAGUGACAGACAUCCAAUCAGACGACAGCGCGCCGUAUUCCUGUGAGGUCAUCACUGGCCUGGAUCACGUAAAGGCCACUGGCUCCAUCACUGUCGUAGCACGGCCGGACCCUCCCAAAGAUCUGUCUCUGUCUGAUGUUGACGACCACAGCCUCACUCUCAGCUGGAUCUCCGGACACUCUCACAACAGCCCAAUCUUAGAGUUCAUCGUGGAAGCCCGGGAGGAGCAGCACAUGGAGGAGGGGAAGUGGAAGUGGGAAAUGUGGAAGAAAGUUCCUGGAGACUUCAACCACGUGGAGCUGACCCUCCACCCUUACUGCACCUACCGCUUCAGGGUCAUCGCCAUGAACGAGAUCGGCGACAGCGUCCCCAGCUAUCCCUCAGUGCACCGCAACACGCCAACAGCUGUUCCUGACAGUAACCCGUCUGGUGUUCGCAGUGAGUCCAUAGACCCAAAGACUCUGAUCAUUACGUGGGAUGAGAUGGACAAACGCUCGCAUAACGGCCCGGGCUUCCAGUACAAGGUGUUUUGGCGGGAGGCUGACGGGAAGAGUGUACACUGGAACUACGCCGAUGUACAGUCUCCGCCUUUCGUGGUAAACAACACAGGAACGUACACGCCGUUUGAAAUCAAAGUCCAGGCUGUCAAUUCACUGGGAGAUGGACCGGCACCGGAUCCCAAGAUCGGACACUCCGGAGAGGACGUGCCUGACGAUGCUCCAACUGGAGUCACAACAACUGUGAUGAACAGCACCAUCAGAGUAAAGUGGAACGAAGCCCAGAAUGUCAGGGGUCUGCUGCUGGGAUACAAGAUCCACAUCAGGAGGCUGGGUGUCCACGGCGAUCGGGUCCGGAGGUCUCUCGGAAAACUGCACCACGAGAAAGAGAGAGAGGAGCGAGCGAAGGAGAGAGACAGGGACAGCAGGGUGGUGGUUGUCCACGGCAUGAAGACCUCAGAGGAAGUGUCGGACCUGCACCUGUAUUCUCGCUAUGAGCUGUCUGUCUCUGCCUUCAACAGGAAAGGGGCGGGGCCUCACUCCCUACCGCACUACUUCAGCACGCCAGAGGGAGCGCCUGAUCCUCCUGCAUCGUUGAGGUUUGAGUAUCCCACAGAGAAAUCCCUGAUCCUCUACUGGACCCCUCCAGAUGAAACCAAUGGCAAACUGCUGGGAUAUGUGGUGCUGUAUCAACAGGAGGGGGAGGACAGCCCGUUGCAGAUGGAGGACAUCAUCGAUCCUAAUGUGACUCACAAGGAGUUGGGCCCUCUGGACCCCAGCACUCAUUACAUCUUCAAAGUGAUCGCACGCACCGCCGCUGGACAAGGACCUCCCAUCACACGGAGGGGCGCCACCCAGCUCGAAGGAGUUCCUCCGUCCCACGUCAGCAUAAUUCCCAGUAACACGUCACUCAACCUGAGUUGGGUGCCCGGAGAGCGAGACAGGAACCACGGCUUCAUCAUCCGCUACCAAAGGAAGAGUCCCGUGGGCGAGUGGACGGACUCGGAGGUGUUGAACUCCACGCAGGGUUUCUAUUCGCUGACAGGCCUCCAACCAGGAUCCCAGUACCACCUCAUGAUCAAACACGGAAACGACACUCAGUGGGAAAACGUGACGUUUACCCUCGGACCAGUGCCGUCGGAGAUGCCCGGUGGGUUCGCCACUCAAGGCUGGUUGAUAGGACUCAUCAGCGCCAUCCUGCUGCUGGUGCUGAUACUGCUCAUCCUCUGCCUUAUCAAGCGCAGCAAGGGCGGCAAAUACGCAGUGAAGGACAAAGAAGACAAGGAGGUGGACUCUGAAGCUCGGCCCAUGAAAGAUGAGACGUUUGGAGAGUACAGAUCUCUGGAGAGUGAUGCAGAUGAGAAGCGCUCGGACAGCCAGCCGUCUCUGUGCGGGGAAAGCAAGCUGGGCAGCGAUGACUCUCUGGCCGAAUACGGAGACAGCGUGGACAUCCAGUUCAACGAGGACGGCUCCUUCAUCGGCCAAUACAGCAACCGGGGGCCCGCCCCCCCAGGCAACGAGAGCUCUGGUCCCGCCUCCCCUGAUAACGCAGUCCCACCUCCGCCUAUCGCUCCAUCCAUGUCGAGCAUCCUGAACCGGCCCAGCUAGACACACACACAUUACAAACACACACACACACACACACACAUACAUACACACUGCCUGCCUGCAACCAAACACAAAGGGACAGACCACUCCUGACUCCACUGCCUGUAAUGUUAUAGUGCAAAAACACACACACACACACACACACACACACACACACACACACUGUCUCAA
Sebastes umbrosus (honeycomb rockfish) is the source of this 4528-nucleotide messenger RNA. Its product is annotated as neural cell adhesion molecule L1.1-like. The transcript is spliced from 29 exons. Bases 482 to 4357 code for a protein of 1291 amino acids. Gene Ontology annotation, biological process: axon guidance; cell-cell adhesion. Gene Ontology annotation, molecular function: protein binding. The record is from RefSeq and is a predicted model, not a curated record. Gene Ontology annotation, cellular component: plasma membrane; axon. NCBI's taxonomy places the organism in Eukaryota, Metazoa, Chordata, Actinopteri, Perciformes, Sebastidae.